GCCUUAGCUCUCAGCCUGUGCAGUUCGUUGAAUUUGUGCUGUGACUGAAUUGCUGGUGAACUACCAGUCCGUGCUUGUAAUUUUAACUGGAUAUUAUCAUUCUGUUUUGUGUGAAAUUAUCUUCAUUAUUCACGUGGAAUAAAUUCUCUUAUCACGUUGACAGAAGAAAACUACACACAACUCAAAGACGAAUUGUCGGCUUGCUAACUGUUCGCAAGUUAAAAGGCUUGAUAAAAACCAGUGACCUAGUCUUGGGAGCGAGGCAACACCAGGCUCAAACUAACAUUGAACCUUUAUUUUUUUUAAACUAGGUCUUUUACUUUAUUCCCUUCAUUUCAACCAUGGAUGAGCUUGCUGAAAGUUACAUCGAAAGCUUCGAUCUUUUCAUGGACGGGCACGAUAUGCAUCCGCUGCACAGCUCCAUGGUAAAGUCAGAACUAGGCCUCUGCAGUGGUGCGGCAACCCCCCAGCCGCAGCAAACCUGUUCUGGUGCUGGGGUCACGGGUCAGGUCACCGGGCAGCUGCAAGUCCCCCCAAGCCCACCAUUGUCAGCUGGUGCUAGCAGCAAUUUUAGCAGCUCUCAUACUACUCCCAUCAACUCCAUCCCUCCCUCUCCGAGUACUCCUUUACCAACCUCUCAGUCAUCCCUUCCUUCGCCUACUCGAUCGUUAUCCAGUUUUGGCAGCGCUUUCGGAGACCGGGGCUAUUUUGAGGACUGGUUUUUAAAACUAGGAUCCCAGUGUUCAGAUGCUGUCAACAACUUGCCCCUUAAGCCCGAUGGCAAGUCGAGCACUCUCGAUGAGCUAUUACGUUCUUUGGAGCCAGCAAAUGUUCACCAUAACCCAGUUUCACCAUCUGUCAAGUCAGAAACCCAAGAUCUUUCAGGGCGUUGUAACAAUGAGUUUGAUAUAGAUUAUGAUGAGGAUAACGAAUUGGAUGUAGAAGAUGAUUCUCAAAGUAUUGCCAGUAGCAGUUGUAUGACUUCUAUCAAAUCAUCCAGGCGCAACUCUGUACGUUCACCUCCUAUGUCCCCUGAAAGCUCUGUUAUUGAUGAUGAUGAUUUGGUUUCAUUACCUGUUAGAGAACUGAACAGGCGCUUGCAGGGCUGUCCAAAAAGCGAAGUUCAGCGCCUCAAGCAAAAAAGGCGCACAUUAAAAAAUAGAGGCUAUGCUCAGAACUGUCGGUCGAAACGCAUGCAGCAAAAAAGUGAAUUAGAAACGACAAACAAAUCGCUUUUGCAACAAAUAUCUGAUUUGAAACGCCAGCUUAGUGCAUCUGUAAGAGAGCGAGAUUUUUACAGGCAGCGCUGCCAGCUGCUCAAGACUGAGUUGGUGCGUGCAUCUCGAGCAACGGUUUCUAAUCUGAAAAAUAAGCCGGAAUUCGCAGAGUUCCUUGCUAGAAUUAAAGAAGAAGAUAAUGGCAACACCAAUGUUAAUGCUUCAAUCUCAAAGGCAGCCCCCAAUGGAAGUGACAAUUUUCUUAUCUAGAUUAGUGCAGGUCUUGCAGAACAAUCUUUGUCAUCAGUCACUUUGAAAUAUUUUUAAAAAAAUAUAUGUAUACAUUCAUUUUCAAAUUUUUAAUGGAUGAAAAAAAAAUCUUUUAAAAGUGUUUACUUUUAUAAAUAACAAUUUAUAGUAAACAAUUAUACUCUAAUUAAAUAUAAGGAUAUUGUGUUAUUCUUUACCUGUGAUCAAUAAAAGGUCUUUGAGCUAUUUAAAUAUACAAUUAAUAUAAAUUAUAAUAGGCCUAUAUUUACAUUUAAAAAUUUGUAGUUCCUAGUAAUUAUUCAAUAAACUGUUUUGUAAAUGUUAAUUGUCGAGUCAUAGAGUUAAAGCUAAUGUAGUAGAUUUUUUUUUUAGUUCACCAUUGGAAAUUAGGACUUAUUUUAAAUUCAACAAAUCCAUGUCAUUGUGAUUUCUGAGGUAGCAUUCAUAUCAUAUCAUGCUUAAAUUUGAUAUCGCGUGAGAUGAAUUAAGCAGCACCAUUUGUGUACUUUUGUUCAGUGUCCUUACUGUUUUGUAUCAGAUGACAUUCAAUUCUGUAAUAUAUUCAACAUUAUGAUUAUUUCUACUUUUCCUUUCUUUAAAAUGAGAGGCAGCAAUUGUCCCCAGUGUUUAUGUGGUAAAAACAAAAAGACACAAUUAUACCCUCAUAUAGUCAAUAAUUAUAAAUUCUAACAUAAAAAACAUACCAGUAUGAAUUUUACAAAAGUAGAACAGUUUUAGGCAUCAUAACUAUUUAUUUUGUUUUUUAAAAGUAUAAGAACUUAAUGUCAACAGAAAUAAGGUAUUAAUUCUUAAAUAUGUAUGUUAAAUAUAUUAUAGUAACUCCUAGCACAAUAUUUAAGAUCUUAUUGUAUGUUAUGUCUAAGUCAAACCUUUAUUUUCCAAGAAGUAAUCCACUAUUCAAACAAAAUGGCAUUCAUUAUAGUAUACUUUAUAACUUAUAGUAGCAUUCAUGUUUGCAUUUUAUUAUAUAUCAAUGCCUGCAGGUCAUGUUUUCAUGUUUAACUAUUUUACGCAAUAAUAUUUAAAUGAUGGCCUAGGGGAGAAUUCUAAAACAAUGGAUUUUCUCGUCAAAACUUUUGACAUUUUGUUUUGUUUUACAAGACUGUUGCGCUUAAGAAAUACACUAUGAAGUCUUUCGUCAACCAGUAACCCAUUCAAUUGUUACCUGUGUAAAUACUAAGCAAAGAAAUAACAUUUUGUCCUAUCAUUGGCUUGUGAUAAAACUGUUUUUAGUCAUUUAAUAAGAAUAAAUUUGGAUUGUUUAAUCCAUAAUGAUCAGGGUUUUUAGUCUAUUCUGUAACUUCAUGCUUGAUCAUGUGACCAUUUUUUAAAAAGAAGCAUUUGUAUCUGUACUUUUUUUUUUUGUUACUGUUUGCAUCAUAUACUCUGUGAUAGUUACUUUGCUGACUAUGGGACGGUGACCGCUUGUGGUGAACUAUGAUACUUCACAAAUCAUUUAUUUCCCUUUAAAUCUACUACUACUACUACUACUACUACUGGUAAACAACUCUAUGUACCUCACAUAAGCAGACAAGCAAAGUUGUAUAGCUAUGUUGAAUUUUGAGUGUUAUUUUACUAUUUCUUUUUUUUUUAAGAUGCAAAUUUAAACAUCUGUGGCUUGCACAUCUCAAAUUUUUAAAAUAAUUCAAUAGAAGCUUCUUUUAACUUUUUAUAUUUUUUUUUAAAAGAAUUGUUUUUAUCAAAUUGUUUAUAAGUCUUUUCCAAUAAUUUAAAAAGAUAUGUUUUCUAAAAGUAAUAAAUAAUAGAAUUUUAAAAAUGUAACAAUUUUAAACUUUUUUUUUGGAAAAAAAAAACAAUUUAAAAAGAUUGAAAUAAUUUUGUUAUGAGUCAGGUAAACCAAACUUCUUUCUAAAAUAAAAAGCAGCUAAUAACUUUUCAUGAUAAAACAUUUGUAGCUUUUGCAGCAGUGUUUCUGGGCGUAGUUUAAAGCACAUUUUAACAAAAGAAUUAUCAAUAAUAAAUGCGUGUAUAUUUUUCAAAACAGUCUAUGUUCAUGAAGUUGAAUUACAAUGCGAUAUUGUAAAAAAAAAAUAUUUUCAGUGUUGUAUUGUACUUUUGGCAGCUAAUUUGUGAAGCAUUUCAUGGCUGCUUUCACUCGGUACUUGCAGACAAUUGAUUAUGUUUUAGUACCAAACUAACUGCACUGCUUGUUGUAUUUUUCAAAUAUUCUUGUGUAGAAUGAUUUUGCGUCUCUACAUGUAAUAUUACUAUAGCUUAAAGUAUACCCCCAGCAAACACCAUUAUACUUUUGCAUUGUUAUUUAAAUUUGAUGAAUGAAACAGUAGUCCAUGUAGUGAGUUUGAUUUAUGCUGUGUAGUAUUGUAUCAAUAUAACUGAAUCCCCUAGCACAGUCUAUCAGAUAUUUUUUCAGUAAAUAAAUUCAUGUAUACACAAAUUACUAUUUUGCUAACAAGUAUUGUAUUCUUUUUCACUUUUAUUUACUAUUUCAUAGUAAUUUGAUCUCAUUCAUUUUUUUUUUGCUAGAAAUGGUUUUUAUGUUAAAAUUAAGUUAGUUUAUUAAUACAAACUAUAAUUUUACACAAUUACAUUCAUUUUGCUUUAAUAUUGUUAAAAAAAAUGUAACAUUGUUUUUGGAGUAUUUAUUUUGUAAUACUUUUUUUUUUACAUUUUAUUCAAAAUUUAAGAUUUGAUCUAGAUCUAUUAGGUUUUAAAAGAAAUUAGUCUAAUCCAUUAUUUGAGACAUCAGACUGUCCUAUAACAUGAAAAUUAACUGCCUUAAUUAAUAUUAAGAUCAUAAAUUAAAAUUUUAAUUAACAAAGGAUAUUCAGUAUACUCAAAAACAGCAUGAAGUCUGUUAAUUUUUAUUCACAAGUUACUAUGAUCUGGAAGAAGCAAAUGUUUUAAAUUAUAUAAUUUUUUUGUGCUGUUCACAGAAUUCCUAGUUUUUAAUUAAGCCUAUGUAUGAAGGAGGAACUGCAUGUUUUUUUUUUUUUUAUUAACCAAUACUUUUUAGAAUGUGAUAAUUAAACUAUGUUGCAUAAGAGCAAUAAAUGGAGCAAGGUAUGAUCUAAAAGAAAUUUUGGGAGUGCUAAAAAGAUAGAUCUUAAUGUGAUAUUUAUUGUGUUGUAUCUCUUCACUCUUUGCUAUAUAUAGGGUAACAAAUUGUUUUCUUAUCAACUUUGUUUUAAUUCAUUUUUCCCCCUCCCACAGCUACUUUAAUGAAUUUAGCGGAUGUUCUCAAUUGUUUAUAAUAUGUUUUUACCGUGUUCAGUUUUUGUUUGUUUGAACACUUUGUUCAAGUUAAUGAGAGCAAACAUGAUUGUAACCAAUACCUAUGUACAGAACAUGUGAUAAAGCUUUUCUGUGCCUUGUGUCUCAUGGGCAACAGUAAAUGAAUGCAUCCUGUACAGUUUGUAUGAUAUACUAUUAUUCUUCAUAUAAUGACAGUCUGUUACUUUCUCAACUGCUUGAGAGCAUUCUCUCAAGCGUGUCACAUAUAAAAAGGAAAAAAAAAAAUGUAAGGUCAAAUGGAAAACUCAAAAAAAUAUGUUUCAUUGAGUUGUUUCCUGCACUUAUGUUCUCUUUGUAUGUUGCUGUUUAUUUUCUCAAAGUAAUAAAAUAACCUGAUCAAUUGAA
Physella acuta is the source of this 5126-nucleotide messenger RNA. RefSeq names its product transcription factor MafB-like. The record is from RefSeq and is a predicted model, not a curated record. Gene Ontology annotation, biological process: regulation of transcription by RNA polymerase II. Lineage: Eukaryota; Metazoa; Mollusca; Gastropoda; Physidae. Gene Ontology annotation, molecular function: DNA-binding transcription factor activity, RNA polymerase II-specific; RNA polymerase II cis-regulatory region sequence-specific DNA binding. Gene Ontology annotation, cellular component: nucleus.